AUGAAUGAACAUGUGCCUCCAGAUACCGAGCGUCUAUAUUCAGUAGUGUUCGAAGAGAUCUGUGGGCGUUUUGGAAAAUCAUAUACCUGGGAUGUGAAAUCCUUGGUUAUGGGUAAGAAAGCCCUAGAAGCGGCAGAAAUUAUUCGAGAUGUUCUAGAUCUUCCAAUAACCAAAGAAGAGCUACUAAAUGAAAGUAAAAUCAAGCAGGAGAAGCUAUUCUGUACUACUGCAUUAAUGCCAGGGGUCGAUAAGCUGAUCCGUCAUUUACACAAACACAACAUACCCAUGGCUGUUGCCAGCAGCUCAGAUGAAGUCUCAUUUCAGCUGAAAACAACCAGACACAAAGACUUUUUUGGUCUUUUUCAUCAUGUUGUGUUGGGAAAUGACCCUGAGGUGAAGUGUGGCAAGCCACACCCUGAUCCAUUUCUGGUUUGUGCAAAGAGAUUUCACCCUCCUGCACCUCCAGAGAAGUGUCUUGUGUUUGAAGAUGCACCACUUGGAGUCAAAGGAGCCCUGGCAGCAGGAAUGCAAGUGGUUAUGAUUCCAGAUGAAAAUUUAAAUCCAGAUCUUAAAAAGGAGGCAACACUGCUGCUGAAGUCCAUGGAAGAUUUCAAACCAGAACUGUUUGGUUUACCAGCAUAUGAUUAAUGCCUAUGAACAUCCACUUGACUGGAGAUGGAUUAAAAGUGAAAUGAAAUUUUAUUUUGGUUUUGUGAUUGUUUUUCAUCUUUUACUUUCUUCGUCAAAACUAGAGCACAAAAAUCCCAUUAACACCAAGUAUUCUGCACAGUACCUUUGGAAAAUUGUCUGGAACGUUUAUGAUUUGUCCUCUUGAUAAAUGCUAAAUUAAAGCAGCAUCUCCCUGUGAAGUGAGUCCAGUCUUGUUCUCUGCACACCAUAAUGCUUUCUGGGAAUAUUAUGAAACUAUUUAGGCAGUUUAUUGUAAUUGCAUUGGAAGCUUCUGGUUCUGUUUCCACUUGAAUGACUUACUGUUUAGAUCUUAACCAGAAAUCUGUUCUAGAUUGGCUUUUAUCCCAUUACCUUGUUUUUGAUAGUUAUUGCUAUCAACAUGUUUAUCCAUUUCCUCAUCCUGUACUUGUCCAUCUAUUCCCCUUGUAUUGUGUUGUCUUUUUAUUUUUUUCCCCACCUUUUUGCAAGGAUUUUUUUGUACUUUCUGUGCUUUUUUAUUAUGUUUUUUCUUGGAGAUUGAAUGAGAUGACUUAAAACCUCCAUUAUUCUAUAAUUCUCUCAUUAUCCUUUCUGACGUGGUGAUAGCUGGCUAGGAGGUUUACAAGCUUAUAUGAUCUUAGAAGUUAACCAAAAUGUUUUACAUCUUGUUCCUUUCGUUUCCUUCUGAUUAUUUCAUUCUUAUGAAAUUAAUGCUUCCUGUCUCUAUGCUUCAGCUCUAUGGCCUUAACUCCUUUGUAUCCAAAUAGCUUUUUGUAGGCUAUCCUUACUUUUCCAUUCUUACCUCCUUUUUUUUUUUUUGACAAUUUCUCUACAGAGAGCGUUGCUAUCUAUUUUUAAAAUGCAGAAAUUGAAGAUUUGGCUUCAAUAAAUGCUUAAAAUUUAUUUUCCUGGCUACCAUAAUUUCCAUAAAAUGUUUAUCUUGUCAAAUGUUCCUCUUUGUCUCUUUUGUCAGUACAAGGACAAGUGUCUCUUUAGAAAAUGCUAGAAAUGUAGACAGAUUUUGGUGAAAUUCACAACUACAUGUAUGACAUGGUAGAAGCAAUGUCUUUUACUUCGUCUAAAGAAACCUAUAGUAUGUAGGGCUUAUGACAGUUUUACAAAAUGAAUUAUUGUAUUCAGCAUUUAAAAACCUAAUGAGUAUACAGGAGGUACUCCAAAAUCUUGAUAAAAUAUCGAACUCCAUAAAAACAAGAAACUUGAAAUAUGUCAAAUCAGAGAAUUUUGAUCUUCCUCACAAAAAUAUUUUCUAGGCAUUUCUGGUCUUUAACUGUUUUAGAUUUAAGGGCGUUUUGUCAGGAACAAAAAUUAAUGAAUCAUAGACCCUUCAGUAUUCAUGGUGAGUUUCCUUAGAUUUUAUUCCUCCUGUAUUUAAAAAAACCUCAAACUUUUACAUCUUUUAUGUUGGUAUUUUCUUUUACUGUAGUCUGUUUGUACCUCAAAAAUUAAGGAAAUUUUAUUCCAUAUGGUCAGUCCAUAAGUGGUACCGGAAUCUUUUUAGUACAUAUAAUGUAAUAGUUUGCAGUUAAACUUUUAAUUCUAAGGAUCUAGAAGCAUUUUUUAAAAAAAGGGUGAAUAUCGAUUCUGUGUAAGUAUUCUGCAUAUUAUGUUGUUUCUUUAGGCCCAUAGAUAUUGCAGUCAUUGGUGUUUGUACAGUAAAAACAACCUGUCCCACCCAACCUGAAUUCCAUUUCUGGUCUUCCCAGACAAGAGAACAGAAAUAUCACUGUAUAAUUCUUCCUUUGACUGAUGUUACAUAACACAACAUGUUACUGUAGAGCAGUAAUUCCGAGCUUUAAAGUGUAAAACAGGUGCCUGUUGGGAUCCCCUUCGUUCAUAAUUACUGAAUUCCAACAGGGAAGUUACUAGGUAGAACAAGCUUUAAUAAGCUAUAAUUGGUAACUUUUUCAAACUUCUGCAUAUAUUUAAUUUAACUGGGGAGUUUUACAAAACAUAAAAAAUUAGCCAUGUCUCAUUUAUACUUUACUUUGAAGGAAUUGUCAUCAAAGUCUUGAUUUUUCUUUUUAAAGAUGUAGAGACAUUAAUAAAUAUAUCACUGACAAAAUCAGAAUUACUUCAUCAUGACCACCAUGGCGAGAUCAGCAUAUCCUGCAAUUCUAAUUUAAUAGCUUUAUCUUCUGCUGAAAAUUAAUAGUCAGAAAAUUAUUGCUCCUUAACUCAACAGCAAAUCCUAUCCCAUAAAAUUACUCUUCCAUUAAUUUAGUAUCCCACCUGAGAGUCGUCAGUGAGAUUAUAGCCCCAAACUGAAAUCUGUGAACCUGAGCCAUAUGCUGUAACCUUCUCAUCCUUUUAGUAAAAUUUCCUUCCAUAUACUUUUUGGUGGUUGUUCACUGGCUUCGUGGUCCUGAGCUGAACCAUUUAACUGGUAUUGAAGUAAUUUUAAGUGUUGUGGUUAGCUUUUCUCUUGACUGAAUGAGAAAUCAGAACAGCACAUAAAAUCAAAUUUUUCUACAGUAACCUUAAAAAUCCUGUCAUCUCCAUCAUGUACAAGGUGGAUAUUGAUGUCAGCAGCAGGUGACUGUAGCCUGCCUGAUUAACCAUAUACCAAAUAUCAGCAUAUGUUUGUAUAUACUACUUUACCCACUUUUUGGUUGGAUUUGUGGCUCUGUAGCUUGAUCAUCUCAACAACAUCUGUUCAGAAAAGAAAAAAAAUAAAAAAGGAUUAAAAA
This is a messenger RNA of Lepidothrix coronata (blue-crowned manakin), 3377 nucleotides long. It is a transcript of the gene PUDP, whose product is annotated as pseudouridine 5'-phosphatase. The record is from RefSeq and is a predicted model, not a curated record. The transcript has 4 exons. NCBI's taxonomy places the organism in Eukaryota, Metazoa, Chordata, Aves, Passeriformes, Pipridae. Gene Ontology annotation, molecular function: phosphatase activity. The coding region runs from base 1 to 648 and encodes 215 amino acids.